AUGAAGUACCUUCACGAUCACAAUGAGUCCCAGAGUAUCCAUUCCCACGCUCACAUAUUCAGCGCCGACACCAUCCCUACCGAUCGAUUUCCAGACAGCGAACUAGCUAUGCAUCUGACAUAUUCCCCAUCCACCGUCAGUGCAUUUGCAGCUGAGGUACUCACCUACAAAGCCCUCCUCGAAGAAUUCAAACGGCACUCGGCCCUCUCUAGUUUAGCAUCUACUACUCAUGUCACUACCCAAGAAGCUCCUGCAGCCCCCCUUCCACCAGGGGCUCCAUUCGAUAGCGAACUUUUUGCCAAGAUCAUGGCCAACGCUUUUAAAGGCGCCAAUGCCAGCACCAAGGAAAAAGAUCUCGCCCGCACUUCGGCCAGUGCCAAAGAUUCUUUCAGCUUGAUUUUUGGCCGAGCCAAACCGGUCAUCCAGCUCGACGGCUCCACUGUCAAUGAAUUCCACCCAUCCGUACUCACUGACAACUUUGCCACAUUCUUGGAAAUCGGUUCAAUCAAAGAGGCCCUACGCCACCUCCAUGAUACUUUUGCCCACAUCACCGAUACCCUCACCACCCGGAACAACUACGACUGCAACGUCGACUUCGAUAUUGCCCUCUUCCAACACGCUACAGUCACUGCCCUCAAAACAUGCAGCUUUGGAGUUCGACCCCUAACCAUGCACCCCCACGAAGCAACCUCACUUCUAAUAUAUAUAUAA
Messenger RNA from Cylindrotheca closterium, 711 nucleotides. The record is from the annotation of a GenBank genome assembly. Lineage: Eukaryota; Bacillariophyta; Bacillariophyceae; Bacillariales; Bacillariaceae.